UUUAUGGUUGCUUUUUGUUCGGGUUUUCUAUAAUUUUUUUCUUAUUUUUUUUAAUAUGAGGGAACAUUUUUUCGAAUUUUCUGCCCCUAAUUUUAUUGAAUUUUUAAAAUUUUUACUAUUUAUUAUUAUUUCGUUUUCCUCCAUUUCCUCUGUCAAUUUACAUCCCAAAAACAUCCCUCCAUUUUUAUAAGAGGGCAGGAUAAAGGGUCAUCGCUUCUGGCAUUCUUUUUUUCCUCGAAUGUCCUCAGCUUUACAUAAAAUGAAUUUUUUUAGCUCUUCUUUCCAUUUUUCUUAUCGCGCUAAGAGCACGAAAAGGCUAAAAAAUAAAAUAAAAAAAGCCUCCCUCGGGGUAGGAUUUGCAAUAAAAAAAAUUUCCUUUCAUGUCUCUUACCACCCAUUUAUCUAA
Meloidogyne enterolobii is the source of this 406-nucleotide messenger RNA. Lineage: Eukaryota; Metazoa; Nematoda; Chromadorea; Rhabditida; Meloidogynidae. The record is from the annotation of a GenBank genome assembly.